Molecule: messenger RNA, 299 nt
Organism: Rotaria sordida
Lineage: Eukaryota; Metazoa; Rotifera; Eurotatoria; Philodinida; Philodinidae
Source: the annotation of a GenBank genome assembly
AUGCCGUUUCGAGACCAUUGGCGUGAUGUCAAAACUCUACAUAAUGACGGAAUUCCAAUUGAUGCGACAAGCAAUGAAACAGCAAAAUUGUUCGAUGCAACACUGACGCAAUAUGUUGGUUGGUACAAUGACAAGCAAUUUGGUGGUAUCAAAGCCAGUCUAUCUCGUCUUCUCGCCUCCGAUCCAAAUUGUGUCAGCAGUCGUAUUCUAGCUGCUGCUAUUGGAUUGUUCUCAAUGUCUCGUCCAUCUGCCUUGGCUCAUGCACAAGUUGUUGAAACACUCGGUGAUACAGCAACUUC